AUGACAUCGUAUCAAGAGUUAACGAGUGAAAGAGAGAAUAGCUUUCUGUUCAUCGGGGGGUACCGACCAAGAGAGGUCAGAAUACGACAGUUGGACCACAACUCUGGACUCAGUAAUGGAAAGGAGGGUAACUUAGAAGUUGUCUCAGAAGUUUUAAAUCCUCACUGUGACUGUGACUGUGAAAACGGCGUGCCUGUGCCUCUCAACUCGGCCAGCCGUCCUCUGUCUCCGAGUCUGGACUUCUCACCCCCACCGGCCUGUCUCCACUACCCUCGUGUUCCCUUGCUCUUAACUGCACAGGAAUUUCCUGGACUUGGAUACGCUUCGUCAACAAGCAACAGCCGAGAUGAGACGCACUGCGACUUUGGGCAAUUCAAUGCGCAUUUCCAAUUAUACACUCAUGAUAGGCCUAAAAUUCACGUCGCCGUCGUGGAUAGUUGUUCCGCGGAUCGUAAGUGUACCAUAGAGGAUGUUAACCAACGGAGCAAAACUUUUGAAUGGAUGAAAGUAAAGAGAAGUCAACCGCGUGCGGACAAGAUGCACAUGACCUGUGGAUUGAGUAUCCUUGGCCGAGGCUUCAGUAUUGACCAAGGUGGCAGCCAUAUCGAAAUGGACGUGCAUCACGCGGCAAACGGAGUCCACAGGACCAGCUUCAAUACCAAACAGCUCACAGAACUGGAGAAAGAAUUCCACUUCAACAAGUAUCUGACGCGGGCAAGGAGAGUGGAGAUAGCCGGCGCCCUGCAGCUCAGCGAGACGCAGGUGAAGAUUUGGUUUCAGAACCGACGCAUGAAGCAGAAAAAAUUACAGCGAGAGGGUCUGCUCCCCGGGCUUCCGGCAUCUUCGAUCUGUGCAGAGAGCUCACGCUCUAGUAGCCUGGACACCUGCCCCUCGCCUGAACCGUCUUCACCAAAACACCUGCCCUCGAACACUGAACUUAACGACAAGUCUCGCGCGUUACUCGGGAAGGUUUGUGAUACUACCAAUAGUGUCAAUGACUUGCAAAUGCAGUGAUGAACUGAAUGUAUUUGAUUUAAUUAAUGUUUUAAGACCAACUUCAUGCGAAAACCAAAAAAUGCUAUUCAAUAAUCGGAGCGUAUAGCUGUACCAUCAUGACCUCUGCUGUGACAAUUAUUCACGUGAGUGUUUUAGGCGCGGCUCAAGGUGUUCAGAUGAUAAAAAAAAGGAUAGCCUAUACGCAACGUUCUUGAAAAAGCACUUUAAAGCAGAGUAAAAUUGUUUAUUUAAGGCAGCCAUUCCAGCCCCAAAUGUGAUUUGUCUUCUUAUUUACUAACGUAUUCUUGUGUGGAUAUUGA
Molecule: messenger RNA, 1316 nt
Organism: Osmerus eperlanus (European smelt)
Lineage: Eukaryota; Metazoa; Chordata; Actinopteri; Osmeriformes; Osmeridae
Gene: hoxc1a
Product: homeobox C1a
Exons: 2
Coding region: 1-1014 (337 amino acids)
Biological process (GO): regulation of transcription by RNA polymerase II
Cellular component (GO): nucleus
Molecular function (GO): RNA polymerase II cis-regulatory region sequence-specific DNA binding; DNA-binding transcription factor activity, RNA polymerase II-specific
Source: RefSeq, a predicted model, not a curated record